AUGGAGGCAAAUUUGGGUUCUUCCCCGUCCCUCAUUUGGCGUAGUGUUAGGAGUUCUAGGGGUCUCCUCGAACUGGGUAUGGGCUGGAGGGUCGGGACAGUUUAUGGUUCUAAUGAGGCAUGUGUUCGCAUGCAGCUAUGGAAUCAACUGAGUACUGUGGAAAGAUAUGAUAUUGCUGGCAACAAUAUUAAUGCUGAGUUGAAAGUUGAGAGUGAAUUGAAAGUUCUUGAAGAGACAAAAUUGCUUUUCUAUAAGCAAAAAGCACAAGUGAAUUGGAUUAGAGAUGGUGACCAAAGGACUCGAUUCUUCCGCUCUAUGGUGGCUAGCAAGAGGAAGAGUAACACAAUUUGGGUUCUCUAUGAUCAAAAUGGAACUAGGCUUGAUACUUUUGAUGCAAUGUUAAAUGAGACUGCUUUUUUGAAAGGGAGGAGUAUAGUAGAUGACACACUACUUGCUCAAGAGAUUGUAAGGGGUUACACUACAAAAAAUAUCUCUACGAGAUGUUCUCUAAAAAUUGAUUUACAAAAUGCAUUUGACUCUCUAAACUGGGAGUUUGUAGGUGUUAUCUUGUAUGCUUUGAGACUGCUUGAGAAAUUCAUUGGCUGGAUUUGGGCAUGCGUUACAAAUCCUAGAUAUUAUAUAGUGUUUAAUGGUAGCCUAGUUGGUUAUUUUAGGGUUGCUCGGGGUAUAAGGCAAGGUGAUCCUCUCUCACUGUAUAUUUUUGUCCUUGCUAUGAAUGUCCUGUCUAGUUUACUUAAUGUGGUUGUUUUGAGGGGAAUUUUUAAAUUCCAUCCUAAGUGUAAAUGGAUUGGCCUCACCCACCUUUAUUUUGUUGAUGAUCUGCUUAUAUUCUACAAAGGUUUAAUUGAUUCAAUCAUUAGAGUGCAAACUAUUUUAGAUACAUUUUAUUCCAUAUCGGUUUUGAAAUUAAAUGCUAGAAAAUGUGAGAUAUACAUAGUUGGGGUCUCUGCUGAGCAGUGUGCUGCUAUAAGGAAGAUUACUGGAUUUAAAUUGGGAAAUCUCCCUGUGAGAUAUUUGGGUGUUCCAUUGGUGACUAGGAAACUUACUGUGAAGGAUUGGCAAUGCCUUAUUGAUAAAAUAAAGGCAAAGUUGAAUUUAUGGGAUAAUAGGCAUCUUAGCUUUGUUGGUAGACUUUGGAGUUUCAAAAGCAUCUUGAAUUUGAGAUUUGCUGUUUUUCAUCUUUUUGCUGGUCCGGAUAGAGACCUUAAGACUAGGCAGAUAUGGGAGGAUAUGCGCACUAAGGUUCCAAAGGUCCCAUGGCAUAGUCUGGUUUGGUUUCCAAGGAGAAUUCCAAAGCACAACAUCAUUGUAUGGAUGGCUAUUUUAUAUAGAAUUCCUACUCAAGUAAGGCUUUUGAGAAUGGGGUUAAGUGUUGAAAAUGAUAAGUGUAUGCUUUAUGGUAUUAAGGUUGAGACUAGAGAUCAUUUGUUCUUUGAUUGUGGUUUUGUGAGAGAGUUGUGA
Messenger RNA from Hibiscus syriacus, 1482 nucleotides. RefSeq lists its product as uncharacterized. The record is from RefSeq and is a predicted model, not a curated record. The coding region runs from base 1 to 1482 and encodes 493 amino acids. The transcript is spliced from 5 exons. NCBI's taxonomy places the organism in Eukaryota, Viridiplantae, Streptophyta, Magnoliopsida, Malvales, Malvaceae.